This is a messenger RNA of Aspergillus candidus, 1017 nucleotides long. RefSeq lists its product as uncharacterized. NCBI's taxonomy places the organism in Eukaryota, Fungi, Ascomycota, Eurotiomycetes, Eurotiales, Aspergillaceae. The record is from RefSeq and is a predicted model, not a curated record. Bases 1 to 1017 code for a protein of 338 amino acids. The transcript is spliced from 2 exons.
AUGUCCGACUUCAAGUAUACGGGGUAUGUCCCGGGCCGCGAGUUGGUUGUCGAAAUCGACAAGAUUCUUCGUGCAGCUGGAAUUCCGAGUGUCCUCUGGCACCACGUCUUGAUGGACAUAUAUGGUGUUCCUAUGAUCGGACUGGUUAUUGACUUCGUCAUUCCCGAUCAUCAGAUAGACGCAGCGGUCCAGGCUCUGAAAGACGCGAACUUCUCCGAUGGCGACGAUAAAGACAUCGCUGGCAGUUGCCAUUGGAAUUGCAGGAAGAAGAAAGAGGACAUCCAAACCACAGCCCCCUGGCCCUGUCACUGGUUCCACUUGCACUCGGCCCCGUGGACGCCGGACCUCCCAUUCUCUGAAGACGAAUUCAAUAGCAUGUCACGGGGGCAUUUCCAUUCUGACAUCUGCCUACAUCGAAAGUCAGAGACCUUAUGGGCACUCCCAGAUCCGAGUCUCGAAGACCCGGCGCCAGAUGACCCUAAUUACAUGCUGGCAACCGACCCCCGGCUUCCCGACGGGGAAUUUCCCGUUCUCAGCCGUGGCCGCUACACCGUGCCCGGCUGCCGAGUCCAGAUCCCGACCCCCACCCGUUUCACGGAGUCCCUGAUCCUCAACAUAGUGCGGGAACUUGAAAUGGUGGACCAUGGUUUCUUCUGGGAACAUAAAUUGAAAUAUAUGGGUCAGUAUGUGUACAAGAAGUCAAUUGAUGAGGAUUUUCUCAGCCCUGCUACGCUGGAUCCGUCGCUUGGAAAGAUUUGGAAGGCAUAUUUGAAGAGCCCUGCCCCUGUGAUGGAGUUUCACCGCAAGCACUUUAUUCCCUUGCGGGAGGCUCUGAUUAGGAAGGGUACGCUUCCGGAUACUGCGGUUCCAUGGGUGAUGACGGCCGACGAAGAGAUGGUCUUGGUAUACGCAAGGGCUGCUGAGGAUAGGGCCAUUCGUGAAAGGUACGCUGCUGAAAAAGCUGCCGCUGGAACGGAUGCCACUGGAACGGAUGCCGCUGGAACGGAUGCCCGCUGA